CCGGAGAUUCCAUGGGCAUUCAAUGACUGCUCAGCGGACGACCUCAUCAUCCUCAUCUCGCACAUGCUCAAUCUGCUCAUUGAGCACAAUGAUCAGGUCGUUCUCACGCCGGACGCUCUCACUCGGUUCCACUCGCGAGCGGCGCCAGGGAUCAGCGUGAUAGAGUAUCUCAGGCGGAUAGUCAAGUAUACAAAUAUGGAGAAAAUCCCGCUCCUAUCUCUCUUAGCUUAUAUCGACCUCACCUGCGCCCACCUCCCCACCUUCACCUUGUCGACCCUCACAGUUCAUCGAUUCCUCAUCGCUGGCGUAUGCGCGGGGAGCAAGGCGCAGUGUGAUGUGUUCUGCACAAACUCUCAUUAUGCCAAAGUAGGGGGGAUCAAGGUGGGGGAGCUCAAUGCGCUGGAGAGGGAGUUCUUGAGGGUGACGCAGUGGAAUCUAUGUUGCAACGCCGAUCUACUACAACGCUACUACACCUCCCUCAUCCGUUCCCAUGGCGGCUUCACCCAAGCGCCCGCACCCGCCGUCCCUCCCUUCCGCGCCUUCCCACGUUCUGUCUCGAAACCGCCCGCAUCAGACGGAGGCAGCGAGGAAGCGAUGGAAGGC
Molecule: messenger RNA, 603 nt
Organism: Dioszegia hungarica
Lineage: Eukaryota; Fungi; Basidiomycota; Tremellomycetes; Tremellales; Bulleribasidiaceae
Product: cyclin-domain-containing protein
Exons: 3
Biological process (GO): regulation of cyclin-dependent protein serine/threonine kinase activity
Cellular component (GO): nucleus; cyclin-dependent protein kinase holoenzyme complex
Molecular function (GO): protein kinase binding; cyclin-dependent protein serine/threonine kinase regulator activity
Source: RefSeq, a predicted model, not a curated record